GGUGGAUCCAUGGUUCUCGCCACUCCUCCAUCGAAGGGUCUACUCUCUAUCGCCGUAGAACUCGCCAUUCUUAUUCUGGAAAAACUUGAUUUGCAUACCUUAGUAUCAUGCAAGAGAGUAUGCCAUCGCAUAAAGAACAUCAUAGACGAGUCCGUCGUUCUGCAAUACAAGAUCGAGCUGGCCGUUGCUGGAAUGGAGGAUGGUCCUACUAGCGCUAUCAGUGUUAGUGAGCGUCUUCAGCGGCUGAAGAAUUAUACCGAAGCCUGGAAAACAAUGUCGUUUUCGCCUGAAGUGGAGACCGUCACGCUGACGGGAAACCUCUGGGAGCUCUGCGGCGGCGUACUAGGUCUAUCUGACCGGGCAAAACCUGCUACGCUCAUGUUUCGCAAGCUACCUGCCAUUGCUAGAGGUAUAGAAGGCAAGGAGUGGACAAUCGAGGAUGUGGGAUUUCCCAUACGUGACUUCAAGAUGGAUCCAUCGCAAGAUUUGCUAGUGAUGAUAGAGUUACCUCCGGAGCCACCUGCGGGCGGCUUCGUGCCGUGCAAGAUCCACCUUCGGACUUUGAACGGGAACAAACCGCAUCCAUCCGUGAGCGAUUCCGUGAUGGUCACGUCCAUACGGACUCCCCAUGAUGAUAGCCUCUGUUUCACUAUAAAACUCUGCGGUGACAGGCUCGGUAUUAUGCUUGAGUACUUACGGCACGAGGAUCAUCGUGGCGACGUGGAUAUUAUGGUAUACAAUUGGAGGACUGCGGCUUCUUUAUUUCGGAUAUAUGGGAUUGACUCACCAAUCGAAGCAUACACCUUCCUCUCGGAGGAGUAUAUCUUACUCGGAAUUGCGGAAGACUGCGUGCCAAGACUGGAAGUGUAUAAGUUAUAUGAAGAUUCCAACAUCACCAGGAGAGAAUGGAAUGGACAGGAUUACUUCUGCGCGUUCGCCUACGGGAGAAAACCACAUUCAAUUAUGUGGGGCUCGAUGGUAAUCCAAGGUGAAGCUCCAACUUCAUGGUCGCAAUCCGGAUAUGAGGACAUCCCUUUCUUCACAUCCCCAAGUCGUAGGGUCGUAGGCGUCAUGUUCGAUGAUGCCCUCGAUGCCGAUGCCGAUUGGUCGCACCACACAAGACACCUUAUCCAUCUGCCGAAAUUGCUUUCGCUUGUUUCCCUACGGCCUGAGCAAACGGGCACGACGUAUGUCUGGCCAUUCUGGGCAAACGAUACUGCGCUGAGUGUCCCCGAGCUUGAUCCAUCGCCGAUAUGGUGGUAUUGGAUUCACGGCACCAAGGUCCUGCACUCUUUCGCGCAAGAAAAGCUCGUACAAUCCCUGAUCAGAGAUUUCCACUAUGUGGAGGUCAUGGACCUGAACCCGAUACUUCUGAAGAGAGAGUCAUCAAGACAUGGGGAUACAGGGGUGAAUGACAGUCGUAUUGAACGAUACGUAAAGUACAAGGCCAUGGAAGUAUUGCCGGCCAUGGGUAAGAUGAUCAGUGAAGAUAAUCUAAUAUUGGUUGAGGAUAAGGUGGAAGAGGACGCCGGCGAUGCAAACUUGUUUAUAUACACUCUGUGA
Gloeophyllum trabeum ATCC 11539 is the source of this 1563-nucleotide messenger RNA. RefSeq lists its product as uncharacterized. NCBI's taxonomy places the organism in Eukaryota, Fungi, Basidiomycota, Agaricomycetes, Gloeophyllales, Gloeophyllaceae. The transcript is spliced from 5 exons. The record is from RefSeq and is a predicted model, not a curated record. Bases 10 to 1563 code for a protein of 517 amino acids. Gene Ontology annotation, molecular function: protein binding.